AUGGCAGCCGCCGCCAGCUCCGCGCGCAAACUGCCUGCCCAUCUUCUCAGCGCCCCUCCUUCCCCCUUACUCUCGCCGCCGAAUACACAGCUCCCCCGCCUUGCCUCCCCCGUCUGUGUGUGUGAGGCGUGGAUUGGCUGUCGGACCGACCGCUCAACACUACUGCCAAUCACGGUCGGCCCCGCCUCUUUCCCCAGCACAGGAAACACCCCUGCAGAUCGCGGCCAGCCCGGGGCGGCCGCCGCCUCCCAUUGGUCCGCCUUGUUGUCCGUCCUUCGUAACCCCGCCUCCCCGGACAGGGCGCAGCGAAGCCCGCCUCUCCUUCUUGCGCCGCCCGCUGAUUGGCUCGCUGCCGAAGGACUGCAGUUUCCUAUUGGCUCUGCCACUGCCACUCUGGCGCGCGGCCCGGUCGGCUCGCCGCUGCCCCCUCGCCCCGCGCGCCGGGCGCCCCGCCCGCCGCCGCCCCGCCCUCCGCGGAGUCACGUGAUGUUUUCGCCGCGGUGCCGCCGCCGCCGCCCGUGA
Messenger RNA from Agelaius phoeniceus (red-winged blackbird), 522 nucleotides. The record is from RefSeq and is a predicted model, not a curated record. NCBI's taxonomy places the organism in Eukaryota, Metazoa, Chordata, Aves, Passeriformes, Icteridae.